AUGGACUCGAGUCUCGAGGUUACGACCCUCGACAGCAACACCAAGGUCCAUGAGAUCAUCAGGGACCAGUACCUGGCCGCCGAUCUCGAUGAGAUGAUUCAGCUUCAGAAGUUUGCCGAAAAGGUAGAUUUUGAGCAGAUUUGGGGCUUAUUUUUAGUUUUUUGGGGUAUUAUUCUUGACCUUGUUGUAUUGUUUUCGAAUUUUAAAAUUAUUUUUUCAAUUUUUUAUUAAAUAGCGCUUUCUUAUAUAGUACAGCUACGUAGUUUUUAAUAUGUUUCAAGUACCUGAAUUACAAGACCUGGCUGGCUUUGUGCGUUUAAAAAACCUAGGGUAAAACUGUGCUUGUCUCAUGUUUUUGCAAACUCAUAAUCGUACAUAACUUAAAGUAAACUGUAAUUUUCUUUAAAAACCUUUAAAAGCUGACGUAUAGUACCCAGGUAAUCCAGUAUUGAUAGACCUAUUUUUAGUCCUUUGAAAAAUUAAGAAAAUAGUUUAUUUACAAUUUUAUACCCCUUUUGAUCAAAAAUAGUACUAAAAGACUUAGAAAACAAAAUUAGUCUUCAAAUAGCCUUCAAAGUUUACAAAAUCUAAUCAGAUCUCUCGGUUUCAGAACAAAUUCAAAGCUGAGAUCGUGUGGAGAAACGUGAUUCUGUUCACGUUGCUACACGUCGGAGCCUUUGUUGGAUUGUAUCAAUUCAUCUUCCUGGCCAAAUGGCAGACUAUGAUCUUUUGUAAGUUCUUUACUUCACUCUCCUAAACUACUUAAGCUACAGUAUAAAAUCCUAAAACUCAAAGCAAAUUUACUGUAUAACAAUUCAGUUGACCCUACAGUACAUAUUUACAUUUUUUAACUACAAAGAAAUGAUAGUAAACCCUGUUAUAUCCCCUUUAAACAAAGAUUCAAAACUAUUUGAAACGUACCAUUUGUUGUUAUUGCUCUCUUAACCCGACCGCAUUAAAGUACUUUUAUCUUGACAUACCUUCAAAGGCUUCAUGUUAUCAAUCACAAUAUGGUGUGAUUCCUUUUAAUCAAAAACAAAAGCGAAUUACAGUAAACUUGUGACGUUAAAGCUAUUUUUGACACAAAGUAACUUACAAUAUUAGCUAUGUUUUGUCAUGAAUUAGUUAUUACAGGCCGAAACUGUAUCAUACUCAAACUACAGUCAUUGAUAACUUAACAUAUACUAAAAUUAUACUACUGCUCCUAUAUUAACCUCAACUUUUAGCUGUCCUAAUGUACAUGCUAGGUGGCAUGGGCAUCACCAUUGGAGCCCAUCGUUUGUGGUCCCACAAGAGCUUCAAGGCCACAAUGCCGUUCCAGUUCUUCUUGAUGUUGGCCAACACCUUGGCCUUCCAGAAUGAUGUCAUCGAGUGGUCACGAGACCACAGAUGCCAUCACAAGUGGACAGACACAGAUGCCGACCCUCACAACACGAACCGUGGCUUCUUCUUCUCCCACAUGGGCUGGCUUCUGAUGCGGAAACACCCGAAGAUCACGGAGAUGGGCAAGAAGCUCGACCUCUCCGACCUCUACGCCAAUCCCAUCCUCGUAUUCCAGAAAAAGUAGGCGAAUACUAAGUUUCUUCUUGGUGUACUAUUAACGCUUUCAAAAAUCUUCAUUUCUUAUCUUAUUGCCAGUUCUAACCAACAACAAUUUCAGUCACUUCCUGACCUUGUCCCUCCUGAUCACCGCUCUCCUCCCCACUGCCAUUCCAGUCUACUUCUGGGGCGAGAAAGCCUACGUCGCCUUUUACUGUGCCGUCGUGCUCCGCUACACCUGGACCCUACACGCUACAUGGUUUAUCAACUCUGUAGCCCACAUGUUCGGCUACAAACCCUACGACAAGAAUCUGACCUCGGUCGAGAGUGUGUGGACUUCUGUGGCCGCGUUGGGAGAAGGUGGCCACAACUACCAUCACACCUUCCCACAAGACUACCGUGCCUCCGAGAUGUCGUAUCUGUUCAACUGGAGUCGGUAUGUGAUCGACACCUUCGCCAAGAUCGGAUGGGCGUACGACCUGAAGGUGGUGGACGAGGUAACCAUUGCGAGACAGUGCGAGAAGCAUGGUGAUCCCAAGAAACGAGUGUAA
Messenger RNA from Bursaphelenchus okinawaensis, 2090 nucleotides. The record is from the annotation of a GenBank genome assembly. Lineage: Eukaryota; Metazoa; Nematoda; Chromadorea; Rhabditida; Aphelenchoididae.